This is a messenger RNA of Colletotrichum costaricense, 1566 nucleotides long. RefSeq names its product major facilitator superfamily transporter. Gene Ontology annotation, biological process: transmembrane transport. Bases 1 to 1566 code for a protein of 521 amino acids. Gene Ontology annotation, molecular function: transmembrane transporter activity. Lineage: Eukaryota; Fungi; Ascomycota; Sordariomycetes; Glomerellales; Glomerellaceae. Gene Ontology annotation, cellular component: membrane. The transcript is spliced from 6 exons. The record is from RefSeq and is a predicted model, not a curated record.
AUGGAGACUAACAAGCCCAGCGUAGAACAGGAUGAGAAUACUGUGAAGGGCGAGACCGAGAGUGUAGUGAAGCCCACGGCCUCGAACCCGACCCCCGUGGAAUGGGCUCAGCACUUCACGAGCCAGGAUGAGGCCUGGCAUAAGGCCAUGGACAAGACUCUCCUACGUCGUGUAGACCGGCGCCUCAUGCCGACCCUCGUAGUCAUGUACCUCCUUAACUUCCUCGACCGCUCUAAUUUAGCCCAAGCCCGUCAGGGCACCCUCGAACGGGACCUGGGCAUGACGGGAACCGACUUCAACCUCGCCACCUCAAUCUUCUUCGUCGGUUACCUCCUGAUGCAGCUCCCCUCCAACCUCUUGCUCACAAAAGUCAAACCCUCCUUCUACCUCGCCGCCUCCUGCUGCCUCUGGGGCGUUGUCUCGACCUGCAACGCCGCCGCCGACUCCUUCACCCACCUCAUCGUCAUCCGCUUCUUCCUCGGCUUCGUCGAGGCCCCCUUUUUCCCGGGCGCCGUCUUCCUCAUGUCCUCGUGGUACACCCGCGCCGAGCUCACCCGCCGCAUCGCCUACCUCUACGCCGGCAACGCCCUCGCCAACAUGUUUGGCGGGCUCCUUGGCGCGGGCAUCCUCGGCGGUCUGGAGGGGGAUUUGGGGAUCGCGGGGUGGAGGUGGUUAUUCAUCAUUGAAGGCGUAGCAGCCAUCGCAUUCUCCCUCGUCGCAAUGUGGAUCCUCCCUGACUACCCUCACACGACCAAGUGGCUCUCAGAGGAGGAGCGCGCUUACGCCGCCUGGCGCCUCAUCGAGGACAUCCAGGAGGCCGAUACGUACGGCGAGCAGAGCGUCCUCGACGGCGUCAAGAUGGCCGUGCGGGACUACCGCCUCUACAUCUUUGUCCUGAUGCAGCACGUCUCCCUCAUCUCGCAGACGUUUCAGUACUUUUUCCCGACCAUUGUCGGCACGCUGGGCUACGGCAAGAUCACGACGCUUUGGCUGACUGCGCCUGCUUGGGCCGCAACGUUCCUCAUCUCGCUCUGCGUCACUUGGUCCUCUGCAAAGACUAAAGACCGUUCUCUUCACAUUGUAUGCCUCACGCUCGUCUCCGCCACUGGAAACGCCAUCGCCACCGGCUCGAGCAACCUCGGCGCGCGAUACUUUGCCAUGUUCCUCAUGCCCAUGGGCGCCAUCUCCGCAUGCAAUAUAACUCCCACAGAUCAAAUCAUCGUCUCUUGGGUAGCAAACUCCUUCCCACGACCACUCGUCAAGCGCUCAGCCUGCAUCGCCAUCGCCAACAUGAUUGGCAACACGGCAACAAUCUACGGAUCUUACAUGUACCCAAGCAGCACGGGACCCCAAUACGUCCCUGGCGGCAGCGCCAACACGGCAAUCUGCGUCCUCGUCGCCAUUCUCGCCCUCAUCCUCCGCUACCUGCACAAGUGGGAGAACAAGAAGCUCGAAAAGGCCGAGCUCGACGACGCCGCGGCGCUGGCCGAGGGAGGCGGCGAGAAGGCCGCGCCCGUCGAUCUGAAGCAGGAGAGGAGGGCUGCUGGGUUCAGGUACAUCUACUGA